AUGACAUUCGGAAUCCUUGAGGACAGCAAGCUGGCACAUGUGCCUGGCACCGCGCAGAUUGAAGACAUGUUGGGCGACGGCCUCAACAUCACCGACGCCGCUGCUGCAAACUUGAAGCACGCAAAGGGCAAGAAUAGUCAUAUCAUUCUCAUUCCGCAGCCGUCUGACGAUCCAAACGAUCCUCUGAACUGGUCUACCCUCCGUCGCGAUAUUCUUUUUCUCAUUCACUCCUUUGGCUAUGUCAUCAACGUCGGAGUCUGUGGCCCCAUCCUCGCCGCCGGAACUCUGGUGGAAGCCGACGACCUUGGAGUCACCAUCACCGACAUCGCUCUUCUCUCUGGAUACCAGCUCCUCGUGAUCGCAUGCUGUGGCCCCAUCCGGCCUCAGUUUGUCACUGCUUCUCUCUUCGGACUCAUCGGAACCAUUGUCUGCUGCACCGCGAGCACUUACAAUACUCUCUUGGCAGGACGAAUUAUUCAGGGGUUCGGAAACGUUGCCUACGAAAGUAUUGUUAUAUCUCUUAUCGGUGAUCUUUACUGUCUCCAUGAACGUGGUCUGCGUCUUGCGGUCUUCAACUUCUGCUUCGGCGGUAUCAACUGUUUCACCUCCGUCAUCACUGGUCCUAUCGUCACAAACUUGGGAUGGCACUGGGUAUUCUACAUCGACGUCAUCUUCGUCGCUCUGCAGUGCUUCCUCGUGUGCUUCUUUGGCACCGAGACAACCUACAUCAGGGACGCCAAAUAUGAACUUGACGUUGCUGGCGAUGAGUUCUUUGACGACCUGGAAAAAAUCACAGCCCAGCACCUCGAAAGCGACUCCAAGCCUGCCGCUGAGAGUGCUGCGACUACUAUCGAAGACGCAGAGAAAGUUGUGCAGGACAGCGCACAGAGUCUGAUCCCGCCGAAAAAGGCAUAUCUGCAGUCCAUUAUGCCUUACCAUGGCCGUGUAUCAGAUGAGAACCCUAUCAUACUUAUCAUCCGUCCCUUUGCCGUCUUUCUCAAUCCGGGGAUGACUUGGAUUAUCAUCGCAAUGUCGAUUCCAAUUGCAUGGAUCGUUAACAUCAAUUACUGCCAGUCACAGCUUUAUGGGGCUCCUCCGUACAGCAUGACCCCCGAACGUGUCGGCUUCAUGUCUGCUGGUCCCUUGAUUGGCGGCUUCGUGGCCUCUCUCUUCUUCUUUGUGAUCAACAACCCCAUGACCCUCUGGAUCUCCCGCAAGAAUAAAGGCAUCUUUGAGCCCGAGUUCAAGCUACCUGUAGGUGUCAUCCUUGGAACGAUCUGCUUGGCAAUCGGAUGCUUCGGCUUUGGCAAUGCGUAUCGGAACCGCGAAUCUGCUGUCGUUGCCUCGGUCAUGUACGGUUUUGUGUGCGCGGGCUCGACGACGAUGGCCAUCACCGCUAGCAACUACAUGAUUGACGCCUACCGGGAGUAUUCAGUUGAGGUCAUAAUCGCGACCAUGUCUCUCAAAAACUUUAUCUUCUACGGUUUCUCGUACUUCUUCAACACCUGGGUCGCUAGCUCCGGUCCUGAUCUCGUCUUUGAUAUUCUGGGAGCUAUUGCGGUUUUCACAUCGCUGUUCCUCAGUAUCCCGAUAUAUAUUUACGGAAAAAGAAUACGGAGCUGGUGGCAUCGUGCUAGGCUUUUGGAGAAGCUCAAACUUGCGUGA
Molecule: messenger RNA, 1665 nt
Organism: Myxozyma melibiosi
Lineage: Eukaryota; Fungi; Ascomycota; Lipomycetes; Lipomycetales; Lipomycetaceae
Product: major facilitator superfamily domain-containing protein
Exons: 4
Coding region: 1-1665 (554 amino acids)
Biological process (GO): transmembrane transport
Cellular component (GO): plasma membrane
Molecular function (GO): transmembrane transporter activity
Source: RefSeq, a predicted model, not a curated record